Molecule: messenger RNA, 1630 nt
Organism: Copidosoma floridanum
Lineage: Eukaryota; Metazoa; Arthropoda; Insecta; Hymenoptera; Encyrtidae
Product: maternal effect protein oskar
Source: RefSeq, a predicted model, not a curated record
UAAUAUUCCAAGUUUUAUCGGGGCAACAUCAUACUUGCAAUAUUCAAAGUCUAAUAUUGCGGAUCAGUUAGCUAAAGUGAUUCUCAUAGCUGCAAACAACUCUAAGUUCUAAGCGACCUUCCUUAGAGUAGCUAUAAGUAUUUGACUUCGUUUAUUUCUGUGGAUGUUCUCUGUGGUGCUCUCUAACACGAUGAAGUACAUUGACCCCCAAUCCAACAACAUGGUUAAUAUACCACCCAAGCCAGUCAGUUUGGAAGAAAAUGCGAAGCGAGAGGACGUCAAGAGUGCGAUCAGAGCCUGCAUCCUCACCCGCAAGAAUGGCAUGCCUAUCAGCGAAAUCAGGGACGAGUACAGAAAGAUCAUUGGUGAGGAAAUACCUUAUUUGAGAAUUGGCUAUAACAGCAUAUUUCACCUGAUGCGGGACAUACCAGAGGUCAAAUCCAUUAAAAAUGACACUGGCGCGCACGUACUCAUCGUUGAGCCCAACAAAAAGACGGAACACUUACACCGACUAAUCGCGAAGCAGAAGGACCCGAGAACCUACACGACGAUCAACAACAAAGCCAUGCAGAGAAAAGAAAGAUCUUACCGGGAAAAAGUCAGCCGCCAGGUAGUGCAUGACAAAAGAAGGGUUGUAUUUUCGUCAUUCGGCAGUAGUACCACGGAGAAGACUAGACAGCCUCCACUUGAUGAAAUGCCGCGACCCUCAAUCAUCACUACGCCCAAUGUCGAUCACCCUAUAUGCACGGAGCCGAUCGUUGGGACAUCGCAGUUGAUGGGUGAUGAUUACUUCCUUCAACUUUGCAUAAAGUACCUACCGGUGAAGUUGGAGCGAAUAAAUCAAAAAUCAGCCCUUACAGUCGGUACUGUCCAAUCAGGAAUGACAAUCAAAAAAGCAGCGGAUAGGUUGGACAACAUUAAGAUCAUCACGAAUAAGCUUGUCAUUAACCUUGGAACUGUAGACAUCUACAACAGAAGAACGUGCAACCAAAUGAUUAAGGAGUAUAAAAAUUUGCUGGAAAAACUAAGAAGGAAUUAUGGCCUGUCACCUGCUAAAAUUAUCCUUUGCACAAUCCCUCCACUCGGUAACAUCAGCUUUUAUGGGCAAAUCGAACAGUACAUGGCUCUCAUGUCCUUCAAUAAUUGGCUGCGAGACUUUUCCACGCAGGGAAAUUAUCGGCUGUUGGACUUGUUUGAGAGUUUCACCACCGAAAAAAUGACGCUCAACUACGAUCUUUUCCAACAGGACGCCCGAAUGGUGUCAGGAACUCCCCAUCCACAUCUUUUAUGGAACUUUUUUGGGAGACAAAAAGCUAUGAAACUCCUGUUGAAUGUGUAACGAUGCAUAUUCAAAUUCAAUACUAUUAAGUGCAACUACCUUAUGUGCAAAUAUGCAUAGCAUUAUGUUAUUAUUGUUAUUCCUAUUUUGUUAUUAUUAUUAUUUUUACUAUUAUUAUUAUUGUCAUUAGUAUUGUUACGUCAAUAUUACUAGCAUACGGUAUUAGAUAGAAUUAAACCUACAUUUGAAAAAACACAAAGUGUUUCGUAUGUCAUGUGUACGCAAAAUUUUUGGAAAAUCCCUUGAGUUUGUGUUAAUAUUGCAGUGUUUUAUAAAGUAACUUUCAAAUUA